CACGAAAUUUCGAAGAAUGUGUGACAUUAGUUCAGGUUAACACUAGGAAUGCACUGAGAAAAGUAGUACGGCGUACUAUCUCUCUUUACUUGCGAGGGAAGGAUAGAAUCAAGAGAGAGCUAUUGAUGGGUUUUUCCCUAUAAAUUCCUAAGAGGUGAAGACAGACAUGUGGAAUUGAAGACAGGCAUGUGGAAUUCUUUGAGAAUUUGAGACAUUGUUUUUCGAGGACUUCGAAUUCUGCACUUAGCAAUGGCCACUCCCAGAGAGCAUAUUGAAGAGAUAAGAAGAAAAAAGUUUUCCAUAGGUGGAGAAGAAAACCCACUAACAGAAGACCUUCAUCAUGCGGUUAGACAUCUGUCAGCAGAACUCUACACCAAGGAUGUCCAUUUUCUCAUGGAGCUCAUACAGAAUGCAGAAGACAAUGAAUAUGCACCUGAUGUUGAACCAUCACUGGAAUUUGUGGUUACGAGCAGAGAUGUGACUGGUGUGGGUGCCCCUGCUACUCUGUUAGUGUUUAACAAUGAAAAGGGCUUCACUCCCCGAAACAUUGAAUCCCUUUGCAGUGUUGGACGAUCCACCAAAAAGGGUAAAAGGCAGGGAGGUUACAUUGGAGAGAAAGGAAUUGGAUUCAAGAGUGUUUUUCUGGUCACAAAUCAGCCUUAUAUUUUCAGCAACGGAUAUAAAAUUCGAUUCAACGAAAUUCCCCCACCUGGGAUCAAAAUUGGGUAUAUAGUUCCUGAGUGGAUCGAGAAGCCAAAUAUUGAAGAUCUCAAAAAGGUAUAUAGUAGCCAAUGCCAAGGUGAGCUUCCCAAUACAGUUAUAGUUCUCCCUUUACGCCCGGAGAAGGUGGAAGGGGUGAAGAACCAGCUUGCUAACAUUCAUCCAGAAGUAAUUUUGUUUAUGUCCAAAAUUAAAAGACUCUCCGUCCGUGAAGAUGGCCAAAAUCAAAAUCCCCGGGUGAAUGCAGUCUCUGUUUCCCAGGAAAUAGCAUUUCAAAAUGUGAAGAAUGAGGGAAGUGAAUCAUUUAUUCUUCAUCUAUCGGCAGAGGAAAAUGGGAAAUCGAAUGGAGAAUGCAGUUAUUACAUGUGGAGGCAAAGAUUUCCAGUGAAAUCGAACAACAGGGUAGAGGAGAGAAGAGACAUUGACAAUUGGGUGAUAACACUUGCUUUUCCCCGCGAAGAUCGAGUUACUACGGGCAAUAGAGUAGGUGCUGGUAUUUAUGCAUUUCUUCCCACAGAAAUAGUCACUGGAUUGCCUUUCAUAAUUCAAGCAGAUUUUUUGCUGGCGUCCUCGAGGGAAAGUAUUCUGUGGGACAACAAGUGGAAUCAAGGGAUACUUGAUUGCAUCCCCUCAGUAUUUUGUGAAGCUUUUCUCUCUCUUGUGAAGAGUGUGACAGGGGCUCCUCCCUCUGCGAGAUCAUAUUGCUUCAGGUACCUCCCCAUUUAUCCUCCCUCUUAUGUGCAGCUAAAACCAAUUCGGGAAGGAAUCCAAGCAAAGCUCAAAACAGAAGAAGUCAUGUUACGUGAACCUGAACAUGAACCUGAAAAUGCCUAUUGCAUGCCCAUUCAAGCUCGCAAAAUACUUGCAGGCUUUAGAAAAAUAUUAGAAGCAGCAACCGAAGAAGGCCUAGAAAAGCCUAGUGCCCUGUGGUCCACUAGAGUAUUCAUAAUACACUCGUGCCUCGACAACUCAAGUUCUUUGGAUUUCUUGGGAGUGGACUAUGUGUUCGAUGACUGGUACUCCAUAUGUAUUCGAAGUAACCCUGGUUGGCUUGCGAAUCUCUCUGAGAAUUUGUAUGUGCAACUGCUCUGUUUUAUUGCUGAUCAUUGGAACAGAGGAAUUCCAAGCUCUCUCCAGCAUUUUCCUCUUAUUAAGUUUGACAAUGGCUCUUGUGGUGUGGGGUGGGCAAGUUUGUCGGGUUCAUCGUCUAAGGGGAGCAAAAUAUACUUUUCCUCGGAAGAAAGAGAUAUUGCAUGGUUGACAAGGUGGAAUAAUGUGCUGGGCAGUGCUCCCCGUUACAAAUUCAUGCCAAAUGCAACACAGAUGGCCAUGAAGAGUUUGAGUUAUUAUGAACAGUCAAGAUUGCGGGAAUGGCUAGAUCGAUAUGCUAAGAUCACUGAACUUUCUGUUUCAAGUUUUAGUAAGCAGCUUUUAGAAGAAGCUAAGGUAUCUAGAAGUAAGGAAUUCAUAAUCCGCGUGGCUCAGUUUUUUCAUUUUUCGUCCGUCAAUGGUUAUAUGGACUCAAUACAGAUGCUCACUUUGUGCAAGGAAUUGCCUGUAGUUAGUGAUUCGGGAUCCAUAGUAAGUAGUUGCAAAGCGAAACUUGUACCUGCAUCUAUUGGCAAGUGGCACGAGCUAAUAGGAGACAAUCCAUGGGCUGCAGAUGGGAUUGUUACACUGUCACCUGCUUACAUGAAAGCAAAUGCCAAUGGACUAAGAGGGGAAACGGAAGAUGAACUUGAGGAGUUUAUGAGAAAUGGACUUGGAGCAGUGGACAUUCCCAAGCUAAAACCCCCCAAUGCUUCAUUGCCUGCAGUUUACUCUCGCAUCACAGAAGAUCAAGUUGUUCUUCUUUUACAGUGGAUUCAUUGCUGUGAGACCCUGCCCAACAGGUUCCAAACUAGUAUCAUGGAAGGAAAAUGGUUAAGAACCUACCGAGGUUAUGAAUCUCCAAUUAAAUCUUUUUUGUACAAUAAUGAAUGGUCAUCGGCUGGUGUACAGUUAAAUGACCUUUCUUUCAUAGAUUGUAGUUUCUACAGGAGGAACAUUAAUGAAUUCAAGAGUGUCCUCCAUCGGAUUGGGGUGGUUGUUGAGUUUGGAAUGGGAUGUGAAGAGGUUGCCAGGAUAGUCCAAACGCACACAGAUUUCAGGGUCAUAACAAGGCUUUACAAAUAUCUUCACCGUUCCCACUGGUGGCCUAGUUACUCAAACUGUCUCAAAAUCUGGAUUCCACACAGUGGGCUUGCGGGUGAGUGGAAGGAUUCAAAUAUGUGUGUAGUCCAUGAUGACAAUGGCCUCUUCUAUGGCAGGCUACAAAUCCUGGAAAGUUAUUAUGAAGACACACUACUUACCUUUUUUUCUAGCAAUCUUAGUGUUUCUUUACAUCCCAGGAUUGAUGACUAUUGCAAUUUGUGGUUGGACUGGAUAAGGAGUAAUCAUGUAGUAACUGAGCCUGGAUGCUGUUCAGUUUGGAGGAAUAUUUUAAAGCACUGGAGUCAAUGCCCUUCAGUUAUAAAAGGAAAUUUAGGAAAGCAAGGUCUAAAGUUCCCAGCUCACGGAAGCGGUGGACAUAUCCAAUUAUGUUCGCCUAAUGAAACCUUUAUUCCUGACGACCUUUCAUUGAAAGAGAUAUUCAGAAAAGCAACUACAAAGAUCAAAUUUGCAUGGCAUCCUAACCCUUCAGAUCCCAAAAUACCAUUGGACUCAUUGUUCUCAAUUUACGAGUCCCUCGGAGCUCGAAAAAUAUCUCAAGCAGUAGAGAAAAAGGAGGUGUCCGUUUCAAGUGACAUUGCUUUGCGCAGGCUUCAAGCGGGAGAGGGUUUGUUCAGAAAAGGUCUGUAUAUAAUUAUCCUUGGAUAUCUUGCAUAUCCAUCCUUCAAAUUGUCAGCAGAUAAAAGGCAUCGAAUUGUGAGAGCUCUUUUGGAGUCUUCAGCUUAUGAAGCCGCUCAACCCUUUGGAGUUAUGUACACUUUGACAGUAACAACUGAAGAUGAUAAGACAGAGCAAAUUAAAGUGGCUGCACACUCUCCUGUGCGUUGGGAAAAGGAUAACAAGAGGAUCUUGAUACAGAAAUCUGAUUCACAAAACCAAAAGGCAAAGGUGUCCUUGGCAACUAAAUUUUCUGAGGUAGUUUCAAAUGGUCUAUUAUCAGAACAUCCGCAUCUUGUUGCAGGUUUGUGUGAGAUGUUGAAGUUUGGGUGCGUCCUAGGAUUUAAUGCUGAUAUAUGCAAUGAUAUGCUCCAAUAUAAAAACUUCCAAAUCUUUAAAGAAGAUGAGAGUUUUCUUUCAGAGUUUUUUCCAAUUGUAGACCCUCUUGGCCUAUAUCAAGUUCAACCAGGAAGACAUCAGGGUUCUUCUAGCUGCGGUUUUUCUAGUUCUAGCAGGGGAAGCAGGAAGAGUUUUGGGACACUAGCUAGGCCAGCUAAGUCGCCAUUGCAGUUUUCACCUGAUUUUGUAGAAGGAUGGGAGAGCAGAUUUCAAAUGUUCAAGCAAGGAAUUGACAAUAUGAAAGAUUGCACACCCAUUCCUUUGAAGACUAAGCUGGUGAGAAUGUUAUUCCCUUCAGAAUCAUCAGAUAAAGAGCAGCCAGAGAGCAGCUCAGGCCUUAAUCUUAUGAAGGUGGCAGGGGAUGCCUGCCUUAUAAUGCUCAUUGUUUCAGAAGUUUUGGGCGCCAAUGAAAGCUGUCAAAUGCUGCCAUUUAAGCUGGAAAAUUUACUGGGCGAUGAAGUUUUAGAAUUAGGGAAACGCUUUGGCAGUCAGAAACCUCUCUCUCCCUUUUCUUCUGCUGAUGAAUGUGAUAUCGAGGUGGUGAGGGCCAUUGCAGGAGCAGCCACUUUGAAGUUCUUCACAGCCAAGGACUAAAUUCACUGCCAAUUUGUGUCCAUAUAAAACUUAACAUUAAAGUUGUCUAGAGAUUUUCAGAGUUAAAAAAUAUGUUGUACAGAGGCAUAUAAGCCUUCUCUUGAUAAAUUUACAAAGAAAUAUUGAAGAUUCGAAAA
Cryptomeria japonica (Japanese cedar) is the source of this 4718-nucleotide messenger RNA. RefSeq lists its product as uncharacterized. The coding region runs from base 250 to 4581 and encodes 1443 amino acids. NCBI's taxonomy places the organism in Eukaryota, Viridiplantae, Streptophyta, Pinopsida, Cupressales, Cupressaceae. The transcript is spliced from 4 exons. The record is from RefSeq and is a predicted model, not a curated record.